Mobula hypostoma (lesser devil ray) is the source of this 3392-nucleotide messenger RNA. It is a transcript of the gene pigt, whose product is annotated as phosphatidylinositol glycan anchor biosynthesis, class T. NCBI's taxonomy places the organism in Eukaryota, Metazoa, Chordata, Chondrichthyes, Myliobatiformes, Myliobatidae. Gene Ontology annotation, cellular component: GPI-anchor transamidase complex. The transcript is spliced from 12 exons. Bases 250 to 2031 code for a protein of 593 amino acids. The record is from RefSeq and is a predicted model, not a curated record. Gene Ontology annotation, biological process: attachment of GPI anchor to protein.
AUGGGGAGAAGAGCAAUCGAUAUCGGUUCACAGGGCCCACUGUCGAUUCCUGAUUCCCUAUCGAUUGCUCAGAAGGAGGUACAGUAUUGGUCCCUAAUUGCAGAUACCGACGACUGAUUAGACCCUCCUGUCACAAGGAGCAACACCUACCACUCCACCACUGGCCGCCGAGGACUGUCUGAGACUUGCCCUGGACAUGACGCAACAUCCUGUCCGCCCGGAAGAGGUGCACCGGCGCUGGCGGUUCCCAUGGCGAUGGGGCCUAGUUCAGUCCCGGGCUGUAGGCUCCUGGUCGCCGCUGGGCUGUUGGCGGCGGCUGGCUGGGCCCUGCAGCCGGAGCAGGGUCACUGUGCACAGCGGGACCGCUUCGAGGAGGAGCUGGUGCUGAAGCCGCUCGGCUCCGGCGAUGUGGCGGCCAGCUUUCAGUUCCGCAGCCGUUGGGACGUGGAGCCGGGGCGAGGAGACGGAAGCCGGAGCCGGGUCUCUCAUUACAGACUCUUUCCGAAGUCACUGGGGCAAGUACUCUCCAAAUUUGCUGUGCGUGAGUUGCACCUUUCUUUCAGUCACGGUUUCUGGAGGCGGGCGGCGUGGGGGCAGCCUUUCCUUCAAGCCCCACCAGGGGCAGAGCUCUGGGUCUGGUUCCAGCCGUCGGUUACAGAUGUUGACACUACCUGGAAGGAACUGACUAAUGUUCUCUCAGGCUUGUUCUGUGCAUCUCUUAAUUUCAUUGAUUCAACGAACACUGUUACUCCAACAGCUUCUUUCAAACCUCUUGGCCUUAUUAAUGAAACCAAUCAUAACUAUUUAAGAUAUGCAGCACUGCCAAGAGAGAUUGUGUGCACUGAAAAUCUUACACCAUGGAAGAAACUCUUACCGUGUGGUUCAAAGGCAGGAUUGGGAGUGCUGCUGAAAGCAGAGCGGUUAUUUCAUACCAGUUAUCAUUCACAGGCUGUUCAUGUCAGACCUGUUUGUCGGGAUCAUCUAUGCACCAGUACCUCCUGGGAGUUAUCACUGAGCCUAUCUGUUGUAUUUGACCUCCAUGCUGCUGGCUCCGGGAAAAGGGAAUGGUCACUGUUUAAGAUGUUUUCACGGACACUAACAGAAGUAUGUCCUCUGGCAUCACAAAGUACAAUUUACGUGGACGUCACAGACAAGGAGAAGGUGAAUGACACCUAUGAACUGAUGCCACCAGCAUUCACACGGCUUAACACGACAGUACAUGGUCAGUGGAGAUCCUAUGCUGUGUACGAUUUGCUAGAUCCUCAGCUGUACAGUGUAUCAUCACACUCCUUAAACAUAGUGUUGAAAUGGAAACCAUCUAAACAGUUUGUGGCACCUGAAGUGCCCGUCUUCCAUGCAGAGCGAUAUGUGAGUGGCUUUGGCCUUUGGACAGGAAAGAUCAACACCUUGAUCUACAAUAAUCACCCCUACCGAUCAUUCCCAGUGUUGCUGAUGGAGGUUGUACCAUGGUACCUUCGGCUCUAUGUCCACACACUCACCAUCAACACUAAGGGCAGGGAAAACAAACCAAGUUACAUUCACUAUCAGCCAGCAAAAGACAGAGAGUGCCCUCAUCUACUGGAGAUGCUAAUUCAGUUGCCUGCCAAUUCUGUCACGAAGAUCGGCAUCGAGUUUGAACGAGCUCUAUUAAAGUGGACAGAGUACCCUCCUGAUCCCAAUCAUGGCUUCUACGUUGGCUCAUCUGUUCUGAGUGCACUGGUGCCAAGCAGUGUAACUAUGGAAGCCAACAACACCAAACCUAUGCCUCUUUUCAAUAAACUGUUUCCACUCAUUGAUCCCUCGGUUUACUUUGUCAGGCUCUACACUGAAGCCUUGCUGGUGAAUUUACCCACGCCUGAUUUCAGCAUGCCCUAUAAUGUCAUCUGCCUGACUUGUACUGUGGUUGCAGUUGGUUAUGGAUCCUUCUACAACUUGCUCACAAGGACAUUCCAAAUCGCCGAGCCUGCUGGUGGGGUGGCAAAGAAGAUUGCUAAUGUAAUCCGUAGACUGCGUGGGGUUCCACCCAUCUGAAGUUGCCACAUAUGUGAAAGUGGGGCUGGGAAAAGCACUGAUAACCAAAGUCAGCAACUGCCCCUGAGUUGAGUUAUCUGUAUUUCAAUGUCUCAGUUGUUUCACAUGCUCUUCAGUUGAAAUGAAUUGGGUACUGGAAAACUUUGUGCUGUGCAACUGCUGUUUUCACCAGGUCAGGCACUGUGAACGAUUUGUUGGGAGUGGGAGGUGUGCAUUGAGCUGCUUUUUGUGCAGUAUGCAGUAGGGGGAGGAGGAAACUAUUCAGCAAAACUGAAAAUCUACAAUGUGUGGUGUCUAUGCAUUUUAAAUAGUUAUAUCUAGUGUCCUUGCUGGAAACGCAGAUCCAAAUCUCUGCACACACCAGCUGCUUUAGUUCACUACAUCUUGAGGCUGAUUUUUAUAAAUGAACACUGCAAACUGAAGAGGAUGGGGUUGUCAUUCAGUUAUUAUCCAUAGCUUGGGGUGCUCUGCUAUGCUUUAUGGCUGAGAGCCCCAUUUUGUUCUAUCAUUUACACUCUGGUUUGCAUUGACACCUUGGCAGCUAGCAACAGACACCUUUUUAGAGUUCAUUGGUCAGUCACAUUGCAAAUGCAAGCCAUCAAGACAAUGGAGUUUGCAACAGGCAUUUAACUCCUAAUAGCAUUUAUGAAUGGCCUCAUUCCAGUGGGAUUGACAAAAAGAAAGUUUGGAUUUUAUUUUUUCACUGAUAACAAGCUCUUGGAAAGAUUUUGCAGUGGUUUAAAUGGGGUGAUUUUAUAGUGGCUGUCUCACACUUUUAAAGUACAAUUUGCCUGGUUUAUGGUGUUUCCCCACUCUUUUCUAUGAACUCUGCCCUGAACUUCACACUUGUUUUCUUCAAUUUCCUGUAGCUUGUGAGCUUUAAAACUCCUCUUUCCAAUCCUCCCAUGACAUUAAAUAACUUUUGUGUAUGAUCUUGUAAAUGAGUUAAUUCUCCUUUCUGUACAUUAGGGUUUCCUGUAAAUGAACUUCCUCCCCCCCCCCCCCAUUCAGGAAGUACUCCACUGGUUAUGAAAAGCUAAUUCUUCAUUUCUAGACCCAAUUAUAGUGAGAAAUUUUGUCCUCACUUCUAAUCUUAUGGAGUAAUUGCAGUAUUAUGUUUAAGAGACAGUGAACAUUGAGUGAUGUUGCAAUUUCACAGGAAAGGUUGUAGCAGUGAUUGGAGUUAUGGAUAGAAUAUCUAUAAUUGUCAUCAAAUAUCUUUUGUCUGCAGUGAAUAAUGGGAUUGAAGAUACUGAAUUGCUGUAAGGUGCUAUGUUUGCACCCCUAAAACUCUACUCUGAGUUCAUCUACUAAAUAAAAUAUUGUCUGCUCUUCCUGGGCCUAACUGUGUUUCAGACUGA